AUGCGCUUGAAGAGUGUCUCUUAUUUAGUUAUGGUGAAUGGAGUACCGUAUGGGAAGAUCCAUCCAUCUCGAGGACUUAGACAAGGGGACCCAUUGUCCCCUUAUUUGUUCUUGAUUGUGGUGGAGGGUCUUAGCUCUUUACUAUCCAAGGCAGUCAUGGAGAAUCGGCUAACAGGAGUCCCUAUUUCGGCAGGAGGAUAUAAACUAAGCCAUUUGUUAUUUGCCGAUGACUCUCUUCUUUUUUGUAGGGCUUCUAUGGAGGAAUGGGAGAACCUGUUUCAGGUGUUGCACUUGUAUGAGCAAGCAUCCGAGCAGCAGUUGAAUGCGGUGAAAACGUCCAUUUUUUUCAGUAAGAAUACAAGUUCCAAGUUCAGAGCUUUCAUUCAUAAUUAUGCGGGAAUUCCUGUCAAUGCUAGCUCUGAUAAAUAUCUAAAGCUGCUAGCGAUGGUGGGUAGAUCCAAAACUCGCACAUUCAAUAGCCUAUGUAGCCGGGUCCAAAAGAAAUUAGACGGGUGGAAGGAAAAAUUCUUGUCUUAA
Alnus glutinosa is the source of this 537-nucleotide messenger RNA. RefSeq lists its product as uncharacterized. The record is from RefSeq and is a predicted model, not a curated record. NCBI's taxonomy places the organism in Eukaryota, Viridiplantae, Streptophyta, Magnoliopsida, Fagales, Betulaceae. The coding region runs from base 1 to 537 and encodes 178 amino acids. The transcript has a single exon.